AUAGCCGCUUCAGCUCCGAGAUACAUCUCCAACUCUCUGAUAUACCAAUGCAGGGGAUAUUUGGGAGGCACACCGAGAUACAGCUGCACUGCUACAGCGGGAAGGGAAUGUGAACUCCGGGGAAGAAUGAACAGGAUCGCCACGAUUGUCUGGCUGUUGCAGCUGUUGCAAAAAGCAGAGGGGCAGGUCUUUCCAGGCGGUUGUUCAUUUGAUGAACACUACAGUAACUGUGGUUAUAGCGUGGCAUUGGGAACCAAUGGAUUUACCUGGGAACAGAUCAACACCUGGGAAAAGCCUACAAUGGAUCCAGCUGUCCCCACUGGUUCCUUCAUGAUGGUGAACAGCUCGGGACGAGCAUCUGGGCAGAAAGCUCACUUGCUGUUGCCUACCUUGAAGGAAAACGACACUCACUGUAUCGACUUUCAUUACUACCUGUCCAGUAGAGACCGUUCGAGUCCUGGCUCUCUGAAUGUCUACGUGAAGGUUAACGGUGGACCUCAGGGCAACCCCAUCUGGAAUGUGUCGGGGAUUGUUACAGAAGGCUGGGUGAAAGCAGAGCUUGCUAUCAGCACAUUCUGGCCACAUUUUUAUCAGGUGAUAUUUGAAUCUGUCUCUUUGAAAGGACAUCCAGGGUACAUAGCUGUGGAUGAAGUCAGAGUCCUUGCCCAUCCUUGCCGAAAAGCACCUCACUUCCUGCGGCUUCAGAAUGUGGAGGUUAAUGUGGGACAGAAUGCAACGUUCCAGUGCAUUGCGGGGGGCAAGUGGUCCCAGCAUGACAAACUCUGGCUCCAGCAAUGGAAUGGAAGGGACACUGCCUUAAUGGUCACCAGGGUGGUCAACCACAGACGGUUUUCGGCUACAGUCAGUGUAGCGGACACUUCUCAGCGUAGCAUCAGUAAAUACCGGUGCGUGAUUCGCUCAGAUGGUGGCUCUGGAGUUUCAAACUAUGCAGAACUAAUAGUGAAAG
Messenger RNA from Alligator sinensis (Chinese alligator), 967 nucleotides. RefSeq names its product receptor-type tyrosine-protein phosphatase T-like. The annotation marks the transcript as partial. The record is from RefSeq and is a predicted model, not a curated record. The transcript has 6 exons. Gene Ontology annotation, cellular component: membrane. NCBI's taxonomy places the organism in Eukaryota, Metazoa, Chordata, Crocodylia, Alligatoridae.